GUCGCUCCCCGAACUCAAGGAUGCGGUGGGCAAGGAGACACGCCAGCAACUACUACUGAAAUCCACCACCCACCACCCAGCAAACUGCGGAACUGCGAACCCAACGAGCCGCACCUGGAACUCGGACUCAAAGAAACAGAAACCACCACGAGGACCAAGUACCAAAUCAACUCCAUGGAUCUAACAGAGGCAUUCACCCCGGGAGGGGGUGGGGAAGAUCUGCCCAAGACCGAUUUCUUCGACUUUGUCGUCUCUCCACCUCCGCACUGCGCCUCGACAGACGGCGUGUCCGACGAAGAGAGUUUCCUUCAUCGCACCACCUGCAGAAGCAUAGGCUACCUUCAGCAAGGACACGAGGAACACGAGGCGAGCCGCGACCUUCACGGCUCCCCCUUCAUAAAGGAGACCAACAACAACACUCUGACAGCUCUGCCACCGGUGUCAACGAUCACCGGCUCCCUGAGCCACCAUCACCACCAUCACCACGUAAGGACGCAUCACAGCGCGUGCAACGUCCAGCAGAGCAACGAGCAAACGCCGAUGGACCAGUCGGACUGCGACUACUGGGCCACGGACGAGAGCAAGGAGCAAACGUGUAACAUACUGUUGGAGGACCUGAACAAGUACUGCUGGUCAGCGCACGCCAAUGCACAGAGCCACGGCAACGACAACGUGAACGUGCACCAGGGUUCCAACGAGCACCACCAAGGCGUGGGCCGAGGAUGCUCGGCCAACGACAGACAGAACACCGACGGCGCGAUUUACACGUUGACCGUGUUGAACAACGAGGCCAACUCUAUGGACGCGUUGGACUGUUGCAAGAGUCCAGCGCCCACGUCCAGCGAUUCCUGGUCUCUGCGGCCUAAUUUAGACCUGGACGCUAUACUCAGCAUGGAACCAGCGUCCACCGAGCAGGAACACGACCAGAGCACGAACGUGUCCGAGGUGUCCAGAACGGUGAACGACAGGUUUCAUCCGGAUCGUUUCUCAGUCGCGUCUUCCCAGUACGCCACCGACGACAGCGGUUUCGUCGAGAGCAAGGAGUUGUGCGGCCGAGGAUCGUCCAGCAGCGGUAACUGCGCCGGUGGCGACAACAACAACGACUGGAAACUCUCUGACCAGAAUCUGCAGGAGGCAGCGGCCGCAGCUGCCGCCGCUGUCGCGGUUGGGGCCAGUGAUUCGGCCGAGAGCCUGCUGAGGAGUGCUCUCCAAGGGAAAUUGUACACCGGACCCGCUCAAGUAGUUUCGUCCUCUUCGCCCUCUGCUCAAGGAGGAUCCACCAUGCCGAUGCCGGUGACGAGUAACGCCGGACUGCAGAUAGUGUCCGAUCAGCAGCAGCAACAGCAACAGCAGCAACAACAGCCCCAGCAGCAGCAGCAGCCGCAACAACAGCAGGACGAGUCUAUGCACACCUGCACCGACGAGGAUCUGCUACUCUCUCAGCUGGAUCAGACCACCUAUCGUCCCGGUGACUACGAGAAACUCAAGAGCAUAGCCAACGAAGUGGUGGAGUCGUACUGCAGUUUGGAGCCAGUUUGCAACGUGUCCGCGACGACCACGGUCAUGUACACCCUGGAUCCAACCAGCGGUAGCCUGGGAACGAUCACUCUGCCAGCGGACCUGGGCCAAGUGAGCACAGUGACAGUGGUGACAGCAGCUCAGCAGGACGUUCUCCAGCAACAGGCUGCGCCUCGAGCCGAGGUGGAGCAGCAACAGUCCGCCAGCCAGCUUCAAAUCGCCCCGUCGAGGGUGGCAGCCACGAAGGCCCCCAAAAAGUACUGCCGACGCACCAACAGAAACAGCAGCAACACGAACGCGGCUAGCAAUGGCAGCAGCGGCGCAGAGACCGGCGGUAGCAGCGGUGGACAACAGCAGGGUGGAUCCGGAGGCUCGCCGGGCAGCGUGCAACGAAAGGAACGUUCCCUGCACUACUGCAGCAUCUGCAGCAAAGGCUUCAAGGACAAGUACAGCGUGAACGUGCACAUCAGAACGCACACCGGCGAGAAACCGUUCGCCUGUUCACUGUGCGGCAAGAGCUUCCGCCAGAAGGCGCAUCUGGCCAAGCACUAUCAGACCCACGUGACGCAAAAGCCCAGCGUCCAGCAACAGGCAGCGUCUGCUGGCAGCGGCGCCAGCAACAACGGCAACAGCGGGAACCCGAGCCCCUCCGGCGAGACUAGCGCCACCACGGCGAGCAACGUGACGAACAGGAGUCAAGCGCACCAGGUUUCGGUCGAUCCAGCGGGAGGGAGCGCGUGUAAUCCGCCCAGUUAGUCGCGCAGGAAGAGGAGCACCAGGCAGCAGUAAAAAUGUAUCUCUGGUAUCCCGGCGUCUAUAGUUGGACGCGUUCGAUCGUUGCUGCUUCGUUCUGCAUUCAACAGCGUGGUUUUGCGGAUCUUGCACGACGAUCGGUGACGAUCAACGAGGGACACACCGUGCGAGUCUUCCUCUUAUUACCAUCUCUCUCGUUCUACUCUAUUUCUUUCUUUUUUAAUCUUUCUUUCUUUCUUUCUUUCUUUCUUUCGGCUCUUGCCACGCUCUCCAACCUCGGGUGACUGAUCUUUUUUUUCGAGUAAUGUCUCGCGAUCGCGUCUUCUAGGGAGAGUUAUUCGACGAGGCUGGCGAAGGACAGCAGUCUGGGAUGUUUAAGUCGGGGUUGCGCGAGUUGCCACGUGGCGGCGCUCGUGAGUUAUGCGAGCUUGGUCCUCUCUGAUAUCGUGCAUCGACGUGCGGUCAGUGUCUUGAGCGAUAUAGUGAUAGUUGUAAAAUUAUUUACAUGUGGUUAUAUCGAAGUUUAUGGAGUUUGAAUAUCGAGAAAUUAGAGAGCUAUGUGUUUCUUUAGAGGCAUUUUGAGAAGAUUUGGAGUUCUAUUAAAUAAUUGUCAGCUGACAACGAGUGAUAAUGUUCCUAAAAAAAAAGUUAAUUUUUAGGAAAGAAAAUUAUAUAGAUGGGCAAAGUUUAUCUAUAUCUUUGCUAUAGAUUAGGUCAAAGAGAUUCGUACUCGUGUCGUUAGUUCGUGUGAAUAAAUUGAAGCUCGUACUUCAUUUCACGUGAACGAAUUAAAUGUCGAUUAUUUGUUCAUUUAUAUGAACGAGAUUGGUUGGUUCAUUCCACAUAGACUAGAAAAGUAAAUUGGACGAUAAUUUCUUGGGUACGAUAACUAUGAUAGAAACUCCUAUUACCUAAUGAGAAAUCUUUCAAAUUGCUUUUAAAUUUACGAAAUUUACGAAGAAAUUUAAACUACUCGCUUAAACUAUAAUUCAAAAUCAUUUGAAUUAUUAUUCGAAUCAGUCUGUUUGAGUUAAGAUUUCAAAUAAAACGACUAUAAUUCAUAACAGACAAUUAUUUGUAAUUUGCCUGUAUAAUUUGCUUCCAGCUUGAAACAAAGCAGAUUUCAAAUCGAAGAGUUUCUCACAGCUAUAACUCUAAGCAAACGAAACUCUACCCACAUUUUAUAUCUCGUAUAUUAUGUCUCAGACUUUUAUACUGAAAAUCAAAUUGAGCAACGAUCAUAAAAAUAACUGUACGUUGCAAUUUUACAACAACAUUGUAUCUCUCGCACCGACUAUACCCCCCCGUUUCUCGCGCGCAACAGCGUCUAUUAAUCGAAAUGCCGUCCGUAGGAUCAAAUCACGUAUCGUGAAUCUAUCCACGGGAGAUCUGUACAAGCUUCCCCAUCGAUUACUCGACUUUUUCCACAACGAAAUGAAAGCGAUCACGUGAAUGGUGUGCACGCGCUUGGAAACUUGCAUUGGCAGGCCUAAACAGACUCCUAUUGAUAGAUUCACGACGAUUAGCUUAAGCAGGCGAGCACCGAUCGCCAUUUAUUUCUUUUUUUUUUUUUUUGUUUUUGUUUUUGUUUUCGUUUUAUUCUCGUGAUUAAUUAUUCCUCGUUCGACGUCGAUCGAUCCUGGAUCGUUUCACGCGUCACGGGCCUUGAUAGGAAAAUAAAAAUCCGAGGUGAAAGAGAGAAAUUGAGUAACGUGGUGGGGAGUCUAGUGGGUGACCUUGGGCGAUCGAUCGAUUUCGAAGCGAGCUGUAGUCGAAUCGUCGAUCGACACGUGCCCCGGUGAAGUUGAAAGGGCGGGCAGCUCCACUUUGUCAAUUUUCAUCUAACAGACCAACGAGAGAGAGAGAGAGAGAGAGAGAGACACUGUUUCGAUCCUGGAUAGACGAAAUUAUCGUAGAAUAAUUCGUGUGUUAUGUGUUAAUAUUACUUUUUUACAUAUUAAAUAAAUGAAUUUUAAUUUAUAAAUUGAAUUUAAUG
This is a messenger RNA of Frieseomelitta varia, 4267 nucleotides long. Its product is annotated as protein sister of odd and bowel. Gene Ontology annotation, cellular component: nucleus. Bases 175 to 2274 code for a protein of 699 amino acids. The transcript has a single exon. Gene Ontology annotation, biological process: embryonic hindgut morphogenesis; regulation of transcription by RNA polymerase II; embryonic pattern specification. The record is from RefSeq and is a predicted model, not a curated record. Lineage: Eukaryota; Metazoa; Arthropoda; Insecta; Hymenoptera; Apidae. Gene Ontology annotation, molecular function: RNA polymerase II transcription regulatory region sequence-specific DNA binding; DNA-binding transcription factor activity, RNA polymerase II-specific.